UUUUAUCUGUUAAAAAUGGCUGUCAUCUGCACAAAAGUUGUCAAGCGGCAUUUUUGCCUAGCUUUGCAAAAAAGUACAAAAAGCCCCAUAAUUUAUGGACGCGAAAGAAUCUGCAGUACUAUAUUAACGAAACCUUUGUUUCCUUAUCCCUAUAAAUUUAAUAUAACAACCUUCUCCCAUACUGCAAAAAAUAGACAUUUCGCAAUACCCAAUCAAGUGAAAGUCAUGGGUGCAUUAAGUCCACUAGAUCCUUCUUCAUAUUCGCGGCCAGAAAUAGCUGUUGUAAAACACAUACACUUGGUGUGGGAUGUGGAUUUUGAUAUCAAAGUUCUAUCAGGGAUUGCUGUACUAAACUUUGAUUUACUGCAACACACUGAUGAAAUAGUUUUAGAUGUGAACAAUCUGACCAUACAUUCCGUAGAACUAUCAGAUGGGUUGAAGUUGAAAUAUACAGUGGAUAAACAUGUGCCUAACUUUGGAUCUAGAUUAGCUAUAACAUUGCCAUACUCACACGGACCUCAGGAGCCGAUAGCUAUAAAGAUUAAAUAUCAGACCGCGCCCUCGGCGUCUGCGCUGCAAUGGCUGGAACCGAAUCAGACAUCGGGUAAAAAACAUCCAUACAUGUUCAGUCAGUGUCAGCCUAUCCACGCUCGGUCUAUCUUACCAUGCCAAGACACGCCAGCUGUGAAGUUCACUUACGAAGCCGAAGUCUCCGUCCCCAAGAACUUUAAGGUGCUGAUGAGCGCCAUCAGAGGCGACAGCAACACCACCAUCACCAAGUUCUACCAGAAUGUGCCCAUACCAUCGUAUUUACUGGCUAUUGCCGUUGGAGCGCUGGAGUGCAAGCAACUUGGACCUAGAUCUUACGUAUGGUCUGAGAAAGAGGAGAUCGAGCGCAGCGCGUGGGAGUUCGCGGACACGGAGAAGUACCUGAAGGCGGCGGAGAGCCUCUGCGGGCCCUACCAGUGGGGGCAGUACGACCUGCUGGUGCUGCCGCCCUCCUUCCCCUACGGCGGCAUGGAGAACCCCUGUCUCACAUUCGUCACACCUACAUUACUGGCUGGGGACAGAAGUCAAGCGGAUGUGAUAGUCCAUGAGAUAAUGCACAGUUGGACAGGCAACUUGGUGACCAACAAGAACUUUGAGCAUUUCUGGCUGAAUGAGGGCUUCACCGUAUUCCUGGAGAGGAAGGUGGGCGCCUCGCUGAUCGCGGACCCCGCGGAGGCGCGCCGCAGCCGGGACUUUCAUAGCUUACUCGGACUACAGGAACUCACUGAAGCUAUAAAUGAUCAAUUUGGACCGUCCAGUGCAUUGACGAAGUUGGUGCCGGAUCUAAACGGAGUGCACCCGGACGAUGCUUUCUCUCGAGUCCCAUAUGAAAAAGGAUCGCUCUUUCUACGCUAUUUAGAAGAUCUUGUAGGAGGACCUGAAGUUUUUGACAAAUUCAUCAGAUCGUACUUGAACUAUUACCAGCGACGUUCGUUGGACACGGAAGAGUUCAAGGAAUAUUUGCUGGAUUACUUCAGCGGUAACAAUAACUUGAGCAGCGUCGACUGGGACGCUUGGUUCUUCCACAACGGCAUGCCUCCCGUCAUACCCAAUUACGACACUUCGAUGACAAAAGCGGUAACAGCACUCGCGACGAAGAUCUCUGAAGGUGGUAAUAUUUCCUCUGACGAUAUAAAAGGCUUCACUCCACAUCAAAUCAUCAAUUUACUGCAAGAGCUCGUCGAUAGAAAUGCAUUAACUAUUGAAAAACUGCACGCUCUCAACGACGCAUACAAAAUCAGUGACAGCAAGAACUCCGAAAUCCAAUACAGAUGGAUGAGAUUGUGUGUAAGAAGCAAAGAUUCAACUAAACUGGACGAGGUGCUGGACUUCUUGAACCAUCAGGGACGGAUGAAAUUCGUACGACCAAUAUACAGAGACCUCUACACUUGGGAGGAAGUUAGGCAAAGAGCUAUAGACAACUUCCUUGAACAGGAACCUUACAUGAUGCAUGUCUCUGCCUACACCCUUAGGAAGGAUUUGCAUCUCAGUGAAUAACGUUAGUAUAAGAUAUAUUGUACACAUUAUUUGUGUCUCUCAAAAUUGUGUCUUAUUGAAAAAAACAUACUUUGGUAUGAUAUCCCAUUGAUAUUGUUUAUGUAAUAUAUUUAUCAAUUGUAAGGUGUCAAUAAAUUAUUUAUUCACUGUUUAAUAAUAAAUGCAUUUGACAUA
Papilio polytes (common Mormon) is the source of this 2220-nucleotide messenger RNA. Its product is annotated as leukotriene A-4 hydrolase. Gene Ontology annotation, molecular function: zinc ion binding; epoxide hydrolase activity; metallopeptidase activity. Gene Ontology annotation, biological process: proteolysis; peptide catabolic process. The record is from RefSeq and is a predicted model, not a curated record. The coding region runs from base 16 to 2046 and encodes 676 amino acids. Gene Ontology annotation, cellular component: cytosol. The transcript has 11 exons. NCBI's taxonomy places the organism in Eukaryota, Metazoa, Arthropoda, Insecta, Lepidoptera, Papilionidae.